AUGGAAAAAUAUCGAGUACUUGGAAAAAAAGGUGAAGGUACUUUUUCUGAAGUAUUAAAAUGUCAAAAUGUACGUGAUGGAACAUUUUGGGCAGCAAAAAAAAUGAAACAAUUAUAUAAAAGUAUGGAUGAAAUUCAUCAAAUACGUGAAAUACGUGUGCUCAAACAACUUAAUGGUCAUCCAAAUAUAAUUUUUCUUCGUGAAAUUAUCUUUGAUAAACGAACUGGUAUUCUAUGUUUAAUAUUUGAAUUAAUGAGUAUGAAUUUAUAUGAAUAUAUUCGUGGUCGACAACGAUUAUUAUCAAAUGAAAUUGUUAAACCAGAAAAUAUUCUUAUAAAAGAUGAUAUGUUAAAAUUAGCUGAUUUUGGAUCUUGUCGACAAACAUUAUCAAAACAACCAUUUACUGAAUAUAUUUCAACUCGAUGGUAUCGAGCACCUGAAUGUUUACUAACAGAUGGAUAUUAUCGACAUGAAAUGGAUAUUUGGUCUGCUGGUUGUGUUAUGUUUGAAAUCAUUACACUAAGACCAUUAUUUCCAGGAAGUAAUGAACUUGAUCAAAUAAGUAAAAUUCAUGAGGUAGUAGGUACACCAUCACCUAGUACAUUGGAUAAAUUUCAACAUCGAAAUUCAGCAGUUGAUUUUAAUUUUCCUUCUCGACGUGGUACGGGUAUUGCUCGUCAUUUAACUCAUUGUUCAGCUGAUACUAUUGAUCUACUUAAUCAUUUAUGUACUUAUGAUCCUGAUCAUCGUAUAUCAGCUUCACAAGCACUUCGACAUCCUUAUUUCGAUACUAUUCGAAAUCAAGAAAAUGAACACAUGAAUGAACAUGGUAUGAAUCAAUGGGAGAAUGGUGCACGAAUAGUAAAAACAAGUGAAGAUCAAUAUCAACGAUCUGAUUCAAGUAGUAGUAAAUCAAGUAUUAAUGAAGAAAUUUCACCAUCAGAAUAUAAUAAUCAUAAUACUUCUACUAUCUAUCAUACUCCAAUAAUCAAACCUGAUUUAAAUAGACUUAUUUAUCCACCAGCAAAAGCUCAAUCAUUAAUAGAUACACGACUUCAAGGACAAUCAAUAAAAAAAUCAUCUAUGCAACAUCCUAAUAAUAUAAAAACUAAAAAUAGUUUUUCUCAAUAUAAUCAAACACAAUCUUAUUAUAGUAGUUUAUCAACAAUAGGAACUAAAGUUUUACCAUAUCAAACACGAAAACAUCGACAAACAACUAAAAAUAGUCCAAAACCUUUUCUACCUCCUGUAUCAGGUGCUUCAGCAUUUUCACAUUAUCCUGUCAAUAAUGGUCAUGCUCCAUCAAUCAUUCAUAAAGAUCAUAAUCAAGGUAAACAAGCUCUUGGUUAUUAUCCAAUAAUGUCCUAUCGAUCCUAUAAGAAGUGA
This is a messenger RNA of Rotaria sp. Silwood1, 1386 nucleotides long. The record is from the annotation of a GenBank genome assembly. Lineage: Eukaryota; Metazoa; Rotifera; Eurotatoria; Philodinida; Philodinidae.